Molecule: messenger RNA, 943 nt
Organism: Nicotiana attenuata
Lineage: Eukaryota; Viridiplantae; Streptophyta; Magnoliopsida; Solanales; Solanaceae
Exons: 1
Coding region: 120-587 (155 amino acids)
Source: RefSeq, a predicted model, not a curated record
AUGGCCCUUCACAUCCAUCAAUUCAACAACAUUCACACACACACACACAAACAAGAGAGAAAAAGACACUCUUUUUUCUUUCUCAAAACUUUGAUUGAUUAAUCCUAUCAAUCAAAGAUAUGGGAAAUAGUCUAAGGUGUUGUUUGGCUUGUGUUCUUCCUUGUGGUGCUCUAGAUUUAAUUCGUAUUGUACACUUAAAUGGACAUGUAGAAGAAAUUACAAGUCCAAUCACAGCUUCUGAAGUUUUGAAAAAUUAUCCAAAUCAUAUUUUGAGUAAACCAUGUUCUCAAGGUACAAUGGCUCGCCGGAUUUUGAUCUUGUCGCCGGAAUCCGAGCUCAAAAGGGGUAGUAUAUAUUUCUUGAUUCCGGCAGCUUCCGUGCCGGAGAAGAAAAAAUCCGGCAACCCCAUCAAGAAAUCAUCCAAAAGUAUUAAAAUCAAGAAAUGCCACGUCAGCAUCCCCGACGGUGACCGGGAUUUAAGCGAUGAUACGACGCCGAAAAUGAAGAAGUCGUCGUCACGUAGGGACCGCCGGAGCGGUAAGGUGGCUAUAUGGAAGCCUCAUCUUGAGAGCAUCUCAGAGGACUAAGCGUGUUUGGUACGACGAAAGUUAUUUUUCUGAUACAUAUUUUGGAGGAAAAACCAAACCUUUUUUUGUUUACCCUUUUGAAGGGUAAUUUCCUCUUCUUUUUUUUCUUUUUUUUUUCAUUUUUCUGGAUAUAUUUUCUUUUCUUUUUUUAUUUUUUUAUUUUCCAUCUGCAUGUAAUAAUAGCAGAUUUGGAUUAAGAGCAAUGUUUAGCCUAAGGAAAUUUACAAGAGAGAGAUAGAGAGUGAAUUUGAAAGUUGUACUCAAAAUGAGGAAAUGGUACUUUGAAAAGUAUCUUUUUGUUUUUCCUCUUUCUUGUAAAUUUAUGGGGCUUCAAUAUAACUUAUUUGUUGUUAUAA